UGCCUGAGGGCAGGUAAUGGGAAUAAAUAAAGCUGGAACCUCCUGCUGGGAUUGUCUCAGGAAUGGGCCCCAGGAUGUUCCCAUUGCUUCUGCUGUGCAUAUUCACAGUGCUCUUGAUGGAUGAAGGAGACAGAGUGUGGACAGCGAAAUUGAUUCGAUCUUGCUAUCAAUGUGCCCACUUUGAUGGAUACAGAUGCCGCAGUGGCUUGAAAAAGUGCUGGAAGUUCAAUCUAAUGAUUCAUAACAGGAGUUGUUCCACAGAACACUACUACUACACUGAUCGAAUUACAGAGAGACCUCGAUGAGAUGCAGGCACUGUUUGGGGGAUCAUUCUCAUCCAUGGAAAACCAAUGAGCUUCUGGAGAGAUGUCAUUGCUGGGAAGACAGUGUGAUUAAGCAAGGCGAUCACACUUGCUUUUUUUCUCUCUUUAGGGAGAGCCCUGUAUCGUUAUACACGAUUGUCUUGUAAAGUUUGUGAAGAGGGAAUGGUCCAAGUAUUCCAUGACUUACUGAAAGAAACAUUUUGCUGCAGUCAUGAUAACUUGUGUAAUAAUGGCAACAUAAAUUUAGAUACUACACUGAAAUUUGGAGUGGGGGUAGAUAACAUGACUGAUUUGAUAACACAUAAAUAAUAAACAUGUUUUUAGAUCUUUAAACCAUAUAGGAACAUAUAUUUUCUUAAAUAAUCCUUUCUCUUCCCCUCUAAAAUAGAAAAGGAUAUACUAGAGGUGCACCUGACUGCCUCCGUCAAAAAAGCAUGGGGCUCUCGAUCUCGGGAUUGUGAGUCAUACCAUGUUGGGUAUAGAAGUUACUUAAAUGAACUUAAAAACAGAGAUAGUAUAAAAGAUAAUAGACCCUAAAGUGAAAAAGAUACACACAAAUGCACAUAUACCAUAAAGCAAUAGGACAGCAUUGACUAACCACAGCAACUGAAUUAGUUUAAAAAGAUUUUUGUUUAGUAAACAGAGCAAAAUCCAACUCUACGAUGAUUCAGAAAUAUGACGAAGUCAAAACAAUUCAAGAUGGGAAAAUAUAAUUUAAUAAUGAGUGUGGAUCAGGAGCCUAUUUUGGGGCUCAAAAUCAUCAAAAGAGAUAAUAUACUUCACAUUAUUAAAGCCACUAACCUACAAUAAAGAUAUAAAUGAUUAAAACUUAAGCAGCCUAUACCACAGCAGCAGCUUUUCUUAACAACUCUCCUAUAGAAACUAUAGGAGAUAUGAUGAGAAAAAGAAAUGCAUGCUAAUCACUAGAUCAUGUGGGUAAAUAAUUAGCAAGGAGACUGAAGACAUAUACAACAUGAUUAUUAAGGCAGAUCCUAGAAACCUAUAUCUAAUCCUGAAUGCAGAUAAUAGAGAACACAGCUUUUCAAGUAUGCAUAGGACAUUAACAAAGAUUCUUCACAUAUAUCUGCCCUUUGGAGGAUAGAGUUGAUUUAUAUCUGAACUGUAAAAGAUCCAUAUUUUUCUCAGUAGAUGCUUGGCCUUUUGGCCAGGAUAAAAACAUUUAUGACGUCCUCUUUAAAGUCUGAAACUCCCCUGGUGAUUCCCAGCAUCAUUUUAUUUACUGAAAAAAUAAACUGUUUUCCAGUCUGGCUUGAUCACAUGGUCAGAGACAUUAUAACCCCACCCCUCCCCACCAACCACAUGCACCCUCAUUAAGAACUUUUGUUUAAAAUAGUCCUGAAGCCGAGAUUCCUCACACAGAUUUUGAUUGUGCAAUCCAGCAACAGAGAACAGUCUGUAUGUAAAUGAGGACUCCUGGGAACUUGUGCAUGGAAUGUCUCUUGGAUUUCCCCAACUUUUGUCUGCCCUCUCCUCCUUUUGCUUCACUGUAUCCUUUGUCUUCAAAUAAAAGCUGUAUUCAGUAUGCACUAUAAGUA
Canis lupus familiaris (dog) is the source of this 1879-nucleotide messenger RNA. Its product is annotated as prostate and testis expressed protein 2-like. The coding region runs from base 63 to 305 and encodes 80 amino acids. Lineage: Eukaryota; Metazoa; Chordata; Mammalia; Carnivora; Canidae. The record is from RefSeq and is a predicted model, not a curated record. The transcript is spliced from 4 exons.